AUGAUCUGUGCAAUCAUAUAUAGCGGUCUGUGCAUUGGACAAUCAAAAUGGGGUCUUGGGCUGGACAUCAAGCUACGCCCGAAGCAAAACAUUGACGACUACUCUACGAUCAACUUCGCUGGCCGUCCAUUCUACAUGUUUGGUAUCCUCGGGUUCAAAGUUGCUCUGUGCUUCGCCUACCUUCGCAUCAUGAAAUCCAGCUCCUACAACUUCUACCGCGCGCUCACCUGGUCUGUGAUGAUAGCCUGCAUCAUUGGCCACGUUGCGGGUACCCUCGUUCUAAUCUUCCAAUGCAAGCCAGUUCAGAAGUCAUGGCGACCGCGCACACCUGGCAAGUGUAUGCCCAACGAUGCCACAUUUUACGGGCUUGCAGCGGUCACGAUCUUCUUUGACGUCGUGAUCUUCUUCUUGCCCAUUCCGUUACUACUGAGACUCAAUAUCAGUAUGAAGAAGAAGCUCGCGCUUGUCUGCGUAUUUUUGCUAGGGCUGCUCACGACUGUCUGCUCUGUCUUGAGGAUGGUGCAGAUCGAGACGAUUGCGAGGACGGGGAACUCGACCAUGCUGGUCUUGUGGGGCGUCAUCGAGUUGAACAUUGGAAUCAUACUCACCUGCAUCCCAACACUGGGUCCCUUAUUCCCCUACUUCCGCGGCACAUCCAUCGAGCGCACGCCCUCCAAACCCUCUGCAUAUCACCUCUCGGCCAUCGGCUCACGCACUCCCCAACGACCCCUCCGAACCUCUCAUAUCUCCUCAAACGAGAAAUACGGUGAGCGCACACAUGGCACACGGUUCUCCAACGCCGGCAUCAACGACCUCAGUGAGAGUAGCAGCGAGGAUAUGGUUAGGCUGAAAGAUAAUCCCGCGGGCGCGGGCGAAGGGAUUGUGAAGAAGACAUUUAUCAGGAUUAGUGUUGAUAAUGAUGGGGAUGUGGAGAGGCAGUCUGGUGAUGGGGCAAACGUUGCGAGGGCGUGGUAG
Bacidia gigantensis is the source of this 975-nucleotide messenger RNA. RefSeq lists its product as uncharacterized. The transcript has 4 exons. The record is from RefSeq and is a predicted model, not a curated record. Lineage: Eukaryota; Fungi; Ascomycota; Lecanoromycetes; Lecanorales; Ramalinaceae. Bases 1 to 975 code for a protein of 324 amino acids.